GAUGUCCUGGUCUGUUGAGGGAAUCUUCCUUCCGAAGGAGGACGUCCGCCAUGUGGUCCCUCUGGGGUCUUCUUCUCUGCGAAGUCCUCCUUCCCAUCGUGGUUAUCGGCGGCGUCCAAGUGCUCAGCAAGGUGGGGGACUCCGUGUUGCUGGCGGCAGAGUGCCCUCCUGGCUUCCAAGUGCGCGAGGCCAUCUGGCGAUCUCUCUGGCCGUCAGAGGAGCUCCUGGCCACGUUUUUCCGGGGUUCCUUGGAGACGCUGUACCACUCCCGGUUCCUGGGCCGAGUCCAGCUACAUGGCAACCUCAGCCUGGAGCUUGGGCCCCUGAAAACUGGAGACAGCGGCAACUUCUCCGUGCUGAUGGUGGACACCGCGGGUCAAACCUGGACCCAGACCCUGCAUCUCAAGGUGUACGAUACGGUGCCCAAGCCCGUGGUUCAAGUGUUCACUGCUGCGACGGAAGAGGUUCAACCCCCCAGUACCUGCCAGGUCUUCUUGUCCUGCUGGGCCCCCAACAUCAGUGACAUAACCUAUAGCUGGCGACGGGAGAGGCUGAUGGGCGUUGACGUGGAACCGCACAGCCUUUUCUCAAAUGGACAGGUGUUAAGUGUCUCGCUGGGACUGGGCGACAAAGAUGUGGCCUACACCUGCAUUGCCUCCAACCCUGUCAGCUGGGAUACGGCCACAGUCACUCCCUGGGAGAGCUGCCAUCAUGAAGCAGCCUCUGGGAAGGCCUCCUACAAGGAUGUGCUGCUGGUGGUAGUGCCAAUCUCAGUGUUCCUGAUUCUAGCUGGUCUCUUUGGGGCAUGGCACCAUGGCCCCUGCUCAGGGAAAAGGAAAAGGAAGGAUGCUGUCACUGACAGGGUGGUUCCAGAGACAGAGAAUCCCCUCGUGUAAGAUACGCCGCCGUGAGGGACAACAUAAACUGGUGCUUGGAUCAUGACCAGACGCCCUUCCCAGCCACAUGAUGCUCCACACCCGGAAACUUCCAGGAUCCUCAGAACUUCCACAAGUCUCCUGUCUGCCGCUAGAGAACAGCCAAGGAAGCCGUCACCCUCCAGGCAAGGUGGACUAAGAGGGUGCUUCCUCAAGAGCACUGGACAUUCUCUAGGAUCCACAGAGACAUUGUCCUUCUAUACUACUGUAUAGAGGGAAUUAUUUAACUAUCAAGAGACAGCCUCCAGGCCAGGUCCUGGGCCCUAAGAGAUACCAGACAUUUGAGCUAACCACUGCCAGCUCCAAGCCCAGCCCCUGGAGUCUGAGAUCCUUGUGUUCAAGAUGUUACCAUAAGCCGGGCGGUGGUGGCGCACGCCUUUAAUCCCAGCACUCGGGAGGCAGAGCCAGGUGGAUCUCUGUGAGUUCGAGGCCAGCCUGGGCUACCAAGUGAGUCCCAGGAAAGGCGCAAAGCUACACAGAGAAACCCUGUCUCGAAAAAACCAAAAAAAAAAAAAAAAAAAAAGAUGUUACCAUAAGAAAAGUUACAGAAUAAGGAAAGGUGGAGGGAAGGGAGGGCUUUUCUUUUCUGGCAUGAAGGACUUUGGCCAUCUGAGUUCAAGGCCCCUCAAAGGUAAACUGAGGUUAUGGGUGACGAAGGAUAGCUGACAUGCCAUCUUGGGAUGGAAGCCAUUUUUCUGGUAGCACCCUAUUAAUAGACAUCUUCAUCCCCAUUGACUACUCUCAUGCCUUCUGCGUGAUCUGGGGUGGUAUUUGGGGGUCUCUCUGUACAUUCUACACAGUUGCCAGAAAGGAAAAACAAACAAACAAAACCCAGAGAGUUUGACCCAGCCAACAGGAAAGCCUUGCACAACGGCAAGAGAAGCCUCUAAGUUCAGGGUGAGUCUGUCCUCCUGAAACUGGGAGAAGGAAGAGCCGUGAGAAGCUACAUGGGAGGAAAACUGUGGAGGGGAAGGAUGGUGAGACACUUCAGAAUCGGCCACAUUCAUUUUCAGAUGCAAGUGUGAGGAGACCCACCUAAGUUCAAGGGGAGAGCCAAGUCCCUACCACUCAACUGUAGGAUGGUCAAGGUUGCUGUGACACACACCGUAGAGGAUACUGUUAUGGCCAUCCCUGGAAAAUGUAUCCUGCCAUUGAAUGAUUCUGUCUUGAAAAA
Peromyscus maniculatus bairdii (prairie deer mouse) is the source of this 2109-nucleotide messenger RNA. It is a transcript of the gene Slamf8, whose product is annotated as SLAM family member 8. Gene Ontology annotation, cellular component: membrane. Gene Ontology annotation, molecular function: signaling receptor activity. Gene Ontology annotation, biological process: regulation of B cell differentiation; leukocyte chemotaxis involved in inflammatory response. The record is from RefSeq and is a predicted model, not a curated record. Lineage: Eukaryota; Metazoa; Chordata; Mammalia; Rodentia; Cricetidae.